This is a messenger RNA of Lottia gigantea (owl limpet), 2871 nucleotides long. RefSeq lists its product as hypothetical. Bases 1 to 2871 code for a protein of 956 amino acids. The transcript has a single exon. Lineage: Eukaryota; Metazoa; Mollusca; Gastropoda; Lottiidae. The record is from RefSeq and is a predicted model, not a curated record.
AUGGUUUUACUCGCAGCGUUUCCAAGAACAGCAUGUCUGAUUGUACUGGUGCUAACAUUCUCUCUGUUACAUAUAAUAGAUUGUAACAUUACAGAAAGUGUUCAAAAACUGAACAUAACUAACACCAACCACUGUACAGUUUCACCAGCCGACAGAUUGUUUCGAGAUCAGCUAUUACAGUUGUUGAAAGCUGGAGUUAAAAUGUUUGAUUUUGAUUUAGAAAUAAAGUACCAACCUCGUGAUAUUUUGGAGAGUAAAAGAGGAAACAUCAUUAGGUGGAAUCAUUGGAUAAAAACUGUUGAUAAUCGUGGUCGAUCAUUGUUGAUGUUGGAUGACAAUUAUGAGCUCCUUUCUCUCAACUCUAUGAAAAUGGGAUUAAAACAGUUGAAUGUCUCCCUAGUUGAAGAUCCCUUAGGAUGUGUACGCAAGUUAUCUGCUGAGGACACAGCGGAUUUAUUACGUAGAGCUGUUCUCAAUGAUUUUCAGAGAGAUCCGCCGGUUAUAACAGAAAUGAAUGUAAGAAAGCCGACACAAAGUGUCUGUAAUAUGCACAUCAAAGAUAAUAAUGGGGAGGCUAAGUUUUUAUAUGAAUGCUGUCAUUAUAUUGAAAGACACGAACUGGUAUGUUCUGAUGUUGAGAAAGAUUCCUGGAUGGGUGUUUUGGUGGUGUUAGUGAUCUCCGUGAAGAUUAUCUUGGUUCUCUUCAGUCCAUUAUUGAUUCCAGAAAGUCUGUACCGAGAAAAGUUUAUUGAUGCAGAAUAUCAUCAUCACGUUCUAACAGACUCAACUGGUCGUAGCGUAAGAACUAUUAAAGUUGUUGCUACUCGCGAUCCAGAAAACUACCAAAGUGAUAACGCUGUGGUGAAACUAGAUCAUGUGCAAGGAAUGGAGUAUUUGAAGACUAUUCUGAAUAAUUUGGAUAAUGUUUAUAAGAUGGAAUUGGAUGAUAUUCGAUUAUCUGUGAGUGCUCACAGAUUGUUACCAGAAAACAAAGUACCAGUUGGCAUUUUACGUUAUUUCUAUAAUCAUUUAUGUCGUUGUAAAAUAAGAAAUGUUAAAGCCUUUGCAACGUGCUGUGCUUCCAACAUUUUUGCGAACUUUGGGUUCCGUAGCGUCAAAUGGUACAGAUGCUUGGUUCCAUUUAUGAAAGUGGUCCAAAUGUUUUUAAUUCUUUUGCCUUGGAUUUUACGAAUAGUUAUUUUCUUCCAAUAUGAAAGAUAUAAUGAAGUGUACAGGGGUCAAAGAGCUGCAGAAUUAGGAUUAAAGAUGGGUUUUACAGGAAGUUUUACAGUAUAUCUGACACCCUUACAUUCGUUAUUUAUACUGUGUUAUGUUGUAUUACUUCUUGAUGCUAUUGUUUAUGGUGUUAUUAGCCUAUCUGUGAAAGAAAAACUGAAAAGGGUUACGAUGAAAUGUUUACGGGCCAUGCGAGAAACAUCCAAGCUUAACGUCUGCUCUUGGUCUAUUGAACUUCUCCUGGCACCUUUUACAUCAUGUGGUAUUUUAGGACUUCUGUUAGCAGCCCCAUAUUGGUUUCUACUCAUUCCUUUUUUAUUUAUUGUGCUAUUGUUCUAUUUCAUCCCGACUAUUAAUUUUAUUGUUCGGAUGUUAAUUCACUUUUUCAUAUUCUUAUGUCCAGAGAAACUAGCACUAAAACUAAAAAUCUUAAUGGCGAGAACGAGGAAAGUAAAUAAUCGACUGAAACUGGACCAAAUAAAGGAAGAAGAUAAUUUUGAACGAAAGGAAUAUAUGACUAAUGGUGAUUUAAUAUUUCAAUAUAUUGUUAUUAUUAUAUGUAUCAUCUCAUUUUUAUCUUUAACCUUCCUGGUUAUGGAAUGUAUUUCGUUCUUUGUGGAGAUGGCAGUCUAUACAUCAAUUGGAAUUAUUAUCAACGCUCAAACCGCCCUGAAAUAUCUAUCUGUUGCAUCCCUUCUAAUUCUCUACGCUAAGGACUGCUUUGGAAAACUCCAUACCAAAUACCUAGCGUUUCAUAAGGUUAUUGCUGGCCAAUUAUUGGCUAAAGAGAAGGAAUUAAUCGAGGAGACUGCCAGAGCUGAUUCACUGCUGCAAGAGAACACUGUAUUCCGUGUUAGAGGUGAGGAAAAUACCAACCCAGAUGUUAGAUUGAUAGUGAAGGAUGAAAAGAUACGCUGGGAUACAUCUGGAUUUCUCAUCUUUCUCGAUAAGCAAGAUAAACCUUUCUUCCCAGAGAAAUUUUUCUUUCAAGUUAUAGAGAUGAAGUACCAUGGAUGUCCUGGACCUCUUUAUGUCAACAUUUACCGUGCCUUUAAGGAAUUUCUGAAAAUAAUCAUUUUUUUGAUCUUCGUCAUCAUCGUCAUAAUGGCAUUUGGUGAUAUGUAUAGUAUAUCAUCAACUAAUCAGAUGAUAGCAACAGGAGCGGGUGGUCUACUUCCAUUUGUUUUCAGACAUUUCUUUGCUAACAAGGGAGACAUUACUUUUGAUGUUAAUAGUAUCCAAUUUAAAGCUGAAUUCAAUCGUGUUUUGACUAAUUUUAAACAAACAUGGCCGGUGUUCGAUAUAAUUCCAAUGAACUGUGAAAAGAAAUCUUCUAGUUUUUCAGUUAUGAUUGACACGUCGACAGACGAAUUUCUUGACGCCACUGGUAAUGUUGAUAAUAAUAAUACUAUUAAUGACACAGAAGCUUUAGCUACUUCCUCCAGGCACUCACAAAUUUUCGAAUCUGAAGAUGAAAACAAGGUAGAUUUGGUAGUAGAUGUGUCCAACUUCAGUGAAAGAUACAGAGCUAAAUUAACCAAUAAAAGACUUGAUGGAUCGUUGACGAUGUUAGCAGAGACUCAUAGGGAUUACGAAUCUCACAAAAUGGUUCGAAAUAAUAACUAUGAAGUUUGA